Molecule: messenger RNA, 471 nt
Organism: Plectropomus leopardus (leopard coralgrouper)
Lineage: Eukaryota; Metazoa; Chordata; Actinopteri; Perciformes; Serranidae
Source: RefSeq, a predicted model, not a curated record
AUACCUCCAGGUCCAGGACCUUUCCCCGGGCUGCUGGACAUGUGGGGGGCCGGUGGAGGGCUGAUAGAGUACCGCUCGUCCCUGCUGGCGUCUCACGGUUACGCUUCUUUGGCGCUGGAGUAUUUCGCUGCCAGUGAGAUGGAGUCAGCGAACAUCGAGUUCAGCUACUUUGAGACGGCGUUCAGCAUCGUCAGGGACCAUCCUCAGGUGAUGGCGGACAGAGUUGGGAUUUUGGGUCUGUCUCUCGGCACGGCUGUGGCCAUCCUGUUAGCAGCUGAGAGCAGCGCCGUCAAGCCUCGCUGUUGUGUUUGUAUCAGCGGCAGCCACUUUUAUCCGCCUGGAGCGACACUCAAAGACAUCUUUCACAUCUUGGUCAGGAACGCUCCGAAGAUUCGCGUGGAUGAGGACAACUGUGAGAUCUGGCGAGACAUGGUUCUGCCCAUCACCGAGGAUUUCUCACUCAAAGUGGAC